Molecule: messenger RNA, 492 nt
Organism: Ochotona princeps (American pika)
Lineage: Eukaryota; Metazoa; Chordata; Mammalia; Lagomorpha; Ochotonidae
Product: alpha-S2-casein-like A
Exons: 8
Coding region: 1-492 (163 amino acids)
Cellular component (GO): extracellular region
Molecular function (GO): protein homodimerization activity; zymogen binding
Source: RefSeq, a predicted model, not a curated record
AUGAGGGUCUUCAUCUUCACCUGCCUUUUGGCUGUUGCUCUGGCCACGCAUGUAACCACUAGCGUUUCAUCCAGUGAGGAAUCCAUUGAAGUACCAACUGAAAAAAAUGAGCAAAUUGAGGAAGAAAAUGUCUAUGUGGAACAGCGCAAAAUCGUCAAGGAGUUCUAUCAGAAGUUUUACUUUCCACAAUAUCCUCAAGUGUACCAGCAACAGAUGUUAAUGAACCCACGGACCCAGCUGAAGAUAACUGCUUAUCCUGUGCCCGUUUAUCGAAUCAUCAGGAAGAUUGCUGAUACAAUCAAAUUCAAGCAGUUUCACCAGUUGGUCAUCCCCCAGUAUUUCCAGGCUCUGCAGCAACAGCGGAUGGCUACGAACCCUUGGUUUCGCAUAAACCCCUACCAUCCUCUUCCUGUUUUGGAAAACCGGAAAAAAAUUAUAAGCCAAUAUCAGAAGCAAAAUCUAAGGCUAAAGAAGCUGAAAAGAAUAGAAUAA